AUGUAUCUAAACAUUUUGAAAACGGCUUUCCUCGUGUUAUGUUUACUGGAACUAACACAAGCAGCCUCUUUAAGAUGUUUCAACGGUACUCUCACCAACUACAUAGAGGCACCAUUGGAUAAUGCAACCCUCGUCAAGCCAUUGCUUACAAAGAACUUUACUAUGAUCUUCACUGGUGGCUGGGAGAGCAAGCCUAGCGGGCCCGCAAAUACGGCCAUGAUGCAGGCUUGCUUUACGAAAAAUGAUACCAAUUGCUGCAUAUUGAACUGGGAGACAGAAGCUUCUUGUGCACUUGGGUAUGCUUGUGUCGUGAAUAGGGUUGAAACGGUCGGCGAUCAAUUCGGUGCAGCGCUGGUGGUUCUGCUCCAAAAUGGUAUAUUAUUUGUGGAGAGACUUAUACUGAUGGGUCACUCCCUCGGGAGCCACGUCAACGGAGGCGCUGGGCGCAGGACCGCAGCAUCAAACUAUACACUACAGAGAAUGACGGGGCUGGAUCCCGCUGGGCCUUUAUUCAAUCCUCCUUCAACUUAUCGACCGUUUAGUUAUACCGAUGCCGACUACACGGAGGUAGUUCAUACGGACGCUGGAGGCUAUGGCAUCAGAAAUUCUACCGUCUCAGUGCAGUUCUGGCCUAACACUGAUCAGCCUAACUCUCAGAACGCAUGUGUUGGAAGCACGGAUCCUAUGUGCAGCCACAACAUGGCUUGGAGAUUUGCCGCAGAGAGUAUCACGAGAAACGGGUCCUUCGUAGCCAUUUACGCAGUGUCCUACCAAAGUUGGCUCAGUGGAGGAGGCGACCCUAACCGGACUUUAAUCAUGACAACAUUUUUCGAUCAAGGCCAACGUGGAGCUCAUUACCUGCGAACAAGGGCCACGUCUCCAUACGGCUUGUAUCAGAACGGCACAUCGCCCAACUAGGAGGAGACCUUUGUACCAAAGUUUGGAAUUAGGUACAGACACAUCAACGUACCUCAAUCUAUCAAAUUUCUUCAGUAGAUUUUCAACCUUAUCACGGUAAUCUUCGAUUGGUAAAAUUUGUCAGAUUCCAGAGAACCUAACAAUGCCGGUUUGUUCUAUAUUCCAGACUUAAGGGUUUCCCGUCAAAAUGGGUUGUUGUAGGUUCAGUACCUAUAGUUUUUUUUGCUAUUAUGUGUGUUUAUUAAGUAUUUACCAAUCUUAUUAUUAGUUACCUUUGUCAGUCGGUACAUAUUCACUGAUACAUUGUAGGUACUUUCAAUGAAAUAUUUUCAUUAACUUUUUGCUUGAGGUUUAUGCGUCGAGCUUGAUGGUAGAACCAAUGUAAAAACUUAUCUAUCUGUAUUCGAAGAAAUAUUAUUUGAAUUGCUGCCCGAAUUAACUAUAUUUGGGUAAAACCUCUACAGUACCUUAUUCAUCAAAAUCAUCUGGGGAUUAGGAAAGUAUUUUGUAGAGAUAGUGUUUUUACAAUAAGCUUGAAUGCAUUUUUUGGGAACACCGGGGAAUAUGAAGACACUAAAAAUAAGGUCUUGCAGCCAUGAUUUUCACGACGACAGCGUGCAAAGAACUUAAUCUCUAACCCAUUUACUGACUGGCAUAGGCUAAUGAUUUUGAAUUAUAAGCUUCUUAAUAUUUAUGUUAGAGC
Messenger RNA from Helicoverpa zea (corn earworm), 1621 nucleotides. Its product is annotated as lipase member H-B-like. Gene Ontology annotation, molecular function: lipase activity. The coding region runs from base 1 to 918 and encodes 305 amino acids. Lineage: Eukaryota; Metazoa; Arthropoda; Insecta; Lepidoptera; Noctuidae. The transcript has 7 exons. The record is from RefSeq and is a predicted model, not a curated record.